Pochonia chlamydosporia 170 is the source of this 2028-nucleotide messenger RNA. RefSeq names its product pre-mRNA splicing factor CLF1. Bases 1 to 2028 code for a protein of 675 amino acids. Gene Ontology annotation, molecular function: protein binding. NCBI's taxonomy places the organism in Eukaryota, Fungi, Ascomycota, Sordariomycetes, Hypocreales, Clavicipitaceae. Gene Ontology annotation, cellular component: Prp19 complex; U2-type catalytic step 2 spliceosome; precatalytic spliceosome. The transcript has a single exon. Gene Ontology annotation, biological process: mRNA splicing, via spliceosome; spliceosomal complex assembly. The record is from RefSeq and is a predicted model, not a curated record.
AUGGAGUCGUCAAGGGGCCCUCCGAGGGUCAAGAACAAGGCCGCUGCGCCCGUUCAAAUCAGUGCAGAACAACUGCUUCGCGAAGCUGUCGACCGUCAAGAAGUCGGCAUCGAGACUCCGACACAAAAGUUUACCGAUCUCGAGGAGCUUCACGAAUACCAGGGAAGAAAGCGCAAGGGCUUUGAGGAUUACGUCCGUCGGAAUCGCAUCAAUUUGAAGAACUGGACGCAGUAUGCGCAAUGGGAGCUGGAACAAAAGGAGUUUGCGCGCGCGAGAUCCGUCUUCGAGCGAGCCCUCGAUGUCCUGCCUCACAAUGUCGUCCUAUGGAUUCGGUACAUUGAGGCGGAGAUGAAGUCGAGAAAUAUCAAUCACGCGCGAAACUUGCUGGACCGUGCCGUCACCAUUCUUCCUCGAGUCGAUAAGCUGUGGUACAAGUAUGUGUACAUGGAGGAGAUGCUGGGCAACAUCCCCGGCACCAGACAAGUAUUCGACCGAUGGAUGCAAUGGCAGCCCGACGAAGCGGCCUGGAGCGCCUACAUCAAGUUGGAGAAGCGGUACGGUGAAUUUGAGCGAGCGCGAGCCAUUUUCGAAAGCUUUACCGUGGUUCAUCCCGAGCCGCGCAACUGGAUCAAAUGGGCCAAAUUCGAGGAAGAGUACGGAACAAGCGAGCUGGUCCGAGAGGUUUUUGGAAACGCUGUAGAGUCACUGGGCGACGAGUUCGUCGAUGAAAGGCUGUUCAUUGCGUACGCCCGAUUCGAAUCCAAACUCAAUGAGUAUGAGCGUGCCCGUGCCAUUUACAAAUACGCACUGGAUAGGCUCCCGCGGUCAAAAUCAGUGCUACUACAUAAAGCCUACACCACAUUUGAGAAGCAAUUCGGCGACAAGGACGGAGUCGAAGACGUGGUGCUGUCAAAGCGAAGAGUCUACUACGAGGAACAAGUCAAGGAGAAUCCCAAAAAUUACGACGCAUGGUUCGACUACGCCGGGCUGGAGGAAUCAUCCCGAGAUGUAGAUCGGAUCCGAGACGUCUACGAAAGAGCAGUCGCUCAACUACCACCCACGCAGGAGAAGCGCCACUGGCGCCGCUACAUCUACCUCUGGAUAUUCUACGCCAUCUGGGAGGAAUUAGAAGGCCAGGAUAUCGAGCGAGCGCGACAAAUAUACAGCACAUGCCUCAACCUCAUCCCCCACAAGAAAUUCACCUUUGCCAAAAUCUGGCUCCUCGCAGCCCAAUUCGAAGUGCGCCACGGCCAACUCACCGCAGCGCGCAAGCUCCUUGGCCGCGCCAUCGGCACGUGUCCCAAGGACAAAAUCUUCAACGGCUACAUCGACCUCGAGCGCAAGCUAUUCGAGUUCGUGCGCUGCCGCACCCUAUACGAGAAACACAUCGAAUACAAUCCAGCCAACUGCCAAACGUGGAUAAAAUUCGCAGAGCUAGAGCGCGGCCUGGACGACCUCGACCGCACGCGGGCCAUCUUCGAACUCGCCGUCAACCAGCAACAGCUUGACAUGCCCGAACUCCUCUGGAAAGCAUACAUUGACUUUGAAGAAGAAGAGGGCGAGUACGAGCGCACCCGCGAGCUCUACGAACGUCUCCUCGAGAAGACGGACCAUGUCAAAGUCUGGAUCAGCUACGCCCACUUUGAGAUCAACAUCCCCGAGGAGGAAGAGGAUGAAGAGAACGCCGAGGACCAGCCGCUCAGUGAGGAGGCGAAGGCCCGUGCGCGAAAGGUCUUUGAACGCGCGCACAAGAGCAUGCGCGACAAGGACCUCAAGGAGGAGCGGGUGUCGCUGCUUAAUGCGUGGUUGUCGUUUGAGCGGGAGCACGGGUCGGAGGAAGACAUUGACAAUGUGCAGAGGCAGAUGCCGAGGAGGACCAAGAAGCGCAGGUUGUUGGAGGAUGAUACGUACGAGGAGUACUUUGAUUAUGUGUUCCCUGCGGAUGAUCAGCAGGCGAAGAAUUUGUCUAAUAUUCUGGCUAUGGCACAGAAGUGGAAGCAGACGGGGGGUGAGUUGUCAGGCGCCUAA